Messenger RNA from Andrographis paniculata, 1114 nucleotides. Its product is annotated as aquaporin NIP1-1-like. The record is from RefSeq and is a predicted model, not a curated record. Gene Ontology annotation, biological process: transmembrane transport. Gene Ontology annotation, molecular function: channel activity. The transcript has 4 exons. The coding region runs from base 4 to 849 and encodes 281 amino acids. Gene Ontology annotation, cellular component: membrane. NCBI's taxonomy places the organism in Eukaryota, Viridiplantae, Streptophyta, Magnoliopsida, Lamiales, Acanthaceae.
AUAAUGGGUGACGUGUCAUCAGGAUCAAAUAAUGGCAGCCAUGUCCAUGCCGUAGCAGUGACCAUCAAGGAAGACGACGACGAUCGUGAAAUGGCUUCUGCUGCUUCCGAAACAUUUCUUACAGUUCCAUUUAUCCAAAAGAUAAUAGCGGAGACGGUGGGGACGUACUUCCUGAUAUUCGCCGGAUGUGCGUCGGCGGUGGUGGACGCCGACAGGGGGAAGGUGGUGACGCUGCCGGGAAUGGCGAUGGUCUGGGGGCUGACGGUCAUGGUGGUGGUUUACUCCAUCGGACACAUCUCCGGCGCCCACAUCAACCCCGCCGUCACCAUCGCCUUCGCCACCUGCAAGCGCUUCCCCUGGAAGCACGCGCCGCCGUACGUGGCGGCGCAGCUCCUCGGCUCCAUCCUCGCCAGCGGAACCCUACGCCUGCUCUUCAGCGGGCCCCACGACCACUUUGCCGGAUCUCUCCCCACCGACAGCACCAUCCUCCAAUCCCUCGUCCUCGAAUUCAUCAUCACCUUCUUCCUCAUGUUCGUCAUCUCCGGCGUCGCCACCGACAACAGAGCUAUUGGGGAGCUUGCUGGAUUGGCAAUCGGAGCCACAAUUAUGCUCAACAUAUUGUUUGCAGGACCAGUUUCGGGGGCGUCGAUGAAUCCGGCGAGGACUUUAGGGCCAGCAAUUGUGUGGAGCAGAUACACAGAUGUAUGGAUCUACCUGGUCGGUCCGACAGCCGGCGCCGUCGCCGGAGCUUGGGUGUACAAUCUCAUCAGAUUUACAGACAAGCCUCUGCGAGAGAUCACGAAAAGUGCUUCUUUUCUCAAGAGUUCUACCAAGAACACCUCCAACUGACAACUGAGGAGGAUCUACUGUAUCUAUAUAUAUGUGUUAGUACGGCUUUCUUUAAUGCUGGUAAAAUGUUUUGGGCCUUGGGAUUUUUGGGCCCAAUGGCUACAAAUUUCGGCCCAAUUAUGAAAUUAAUAAAUAAGUACUUCAUUGCCCUACAAAUGGAUCUUUAAAAACUAGAAGCAUGUGAUGAUAUUCACGUUUCUAAUUUUAACAUAGAGACAUUUUGCUUUUUGGGCGUUAUAUAUGGAAAUUUUGUAUCAAUACUAUA